GACGAGAGUGGUGACGUACGGCCGAAUCGCAGUCGUUGGCAUUGGUCGACCAGCCUUUCAAAACCUCCUUCCUUGAUUCUUUUUUUUUCUUUUACUUUUAACCCUCCUCUUUUUUAGAUACAAACAUACGCGCAGCCAAAGGCAUCUGGAACGACUUGUUACAGUUGAUGAUUUUACUGGACUCAUUAGCGAGAGGGAAUGAGACUUGUUUCAAAGAACGUUUUUGAUGGUCUUCAGAUGUGCGUGUUCUCGAAGAUAUUCCAUAAAAAAGCGAAAUACAUGAACCUUCUGUAAGCACGUAGUCUGGUUUCGUCGUCUGUUGUAGAAUGGUUUUGCUUUUGUAUCCAUGCGCUUGACGAUUCCAUGUGACUGGUUAAGAAAACACCGCAGAGACAAAAAUAGGUAAAUAGCAUACACACAAAAACACAAUUCGACUUUCCGGGGAGAAACUUUACAAAGCUCGUAAAUCCUCGGGAAGAAAGGAUCCCAAACCUUCUCCUGAAAGAAUCAGAGACUCUCUUGGUGACGCUCUGGAAAGGAGAAGGAUUCUGCCGAGUGGUGUUGGUACGUCGUCUUUCGCCAAGACUCCUGAAUGACGUUCGCAAGGACUCGUUCUUGACGGGUUCUCUAUUAUAAUCAAAAUAUUUAAAAUCUCUUAGUCUUACAUCACGCAUCCACACGCACAAAUCUCCGUUGGUGUCAGAACCGACCCCUCCCCCCUCAAAAAGACCAAAAAUCACAAGAAACACUGUAUGAAAAAUAGAUAAAUCUCCCAAGAAGCGAACCAGGAUGUUGCUCUGAGCAUCCGCAGCGAGAGGCCGCGCGGGGAGAGUGUGCCUGUAGUAGUGAGCUUUAGGAGUGAACCUGUGGAGGAGAAUGAACCAUAACGGCUGUGUCUUGUUGAACGGUCAUUCCGAGGGACACAGCGCGACGACAACCACGACGAAAGCCGCAAACAACGAUAAAACAUCGUCUUCAUCGUCCUCGAACAACAACAUUAACCACAACAACAACAGUAACAACAUCAUGGGUAAACUCACACAGCCAGAGAGCAACAACAUCGUUAACAACAACAACCUCACAGUCAACGGGCAGAAAGCCACACAAGAAAUGGAAGGCCGCGCAGGCGCAGUGGUGGGCCGCCGAGGUGACCCCAAAUACCUUGACGUCAUCAGGGAGCGGCCAAUCCGGGUCACUGUCAAGGUGCUUGUGCCAGUCAAGGAGCACCCAAAGGCAUGGGAGAUCCCUAAAUGGACGUCUAUAUGGAACUCAAUUUCUCUAACUUAA
This is a messenger RNA of Penaeus vannamei (Pacific white shrimp), 1287 nucleotides long. NCBI's taxonomy places the organism in Eukaryota, Metazoa, Arthropoda, Malacostraca, Decapoda, Penaeidae. The record is from RefSeq and is a predicted model, not a curated record.